GGUCACAUCGACGGGUCCCAGGAGUGGAAGCUAAAGAAUUGCCAAAUGCAGAAGUGUAAUUGCGAGGACUGCGCCAAGAAGUUGAACAAGAAGGUGGUGCUCUUUGGCUUCAGGGUGCAGUGCCCCUUCUGCCGCAGGCUGCCGCCGUCCCCCAUCAGGGAGAAGCAGAUGGCGGCCAUCCGCAAGACCAACAGGGAGGAACUCGAGCGCCAGAGGGCUCCCAAGAAGCAGCUGGCGUCGGCCACUGCUGCGAGAUUUUCGACCUGUCCAAAGAAGAUCAAGCAGAAACGCAAGCGCAGCCAGGGGAAGCAGGCCAUGGGGGAGACGGAGAAGGACAGGCAGCUGGAGCACAUCGACGCGAUGGCCAGCAAGCAGCAGACGACCGAGGGCAACCUGACGGAGUUGAUCGGGUCGCUGCAGCCCGCCCUGCACACGGGCACGGAGGAGGCGCAAAACAGGGUGAAGGCCCUCAUCCAGCAGGCCGAGAAGGCCCUGACCAACGCGGAGGAGAGCCUGGUGCGACUCAAGCGCCUGAGGAACCUGGUG
Prorocentrum cordatum is the source of this 546-nucleotide messenger RNA. The record is from the annotation of a GenBank genome assembly. Lineage: Eukaryota; Dinophyceae; Prorocentrales; Prorocentraceae.